Messenger RNA from Ceratosolen solmsi marchali, 3931 nucleotides. It is a transcript of the gene corn, whose product is annotated as microtubule-binding protein cornetto. NCBI's taxonomy places the organism in Eukaryota, Metazoa, Arthropoda, Insecta, Hymenoptera, Agaonidae. The record is from RefSeq and is a predicted model, not a curated record.
GCCCGCGACGGCGGCGACUCGAAGCCCGCCGACUCCAACCGAGCGGCUCUCCUCGUUUUAGGCGGUGAGCGUCGGCGACGGUGGCGGCGGCGGCCAGUAGCCACAAAAGCCUCGUCCCUACCCCGACUACGCGGCCCCGCGAUCCCUGCGCCGACAUCCCGGGGAGAGCCUUCGCGACGGAGUCCGCGUGCGUCGCUCGGUCAGUUAACGUGCGCCGGCCGUCUCGCGUGCCUCGAGGGAGCCAGAGCACCCAUCGUCGACCGUCGUUGAGGUCGCGGUCCGACCUUCCGCAGUCCCCGACCCGGUACGAGUGCGCGCACCUCCCCCGCAACGCCUCGAGCUUCAAUACUCGUCACAAUAGGAGGACCACUGGGCGAUCGAUCUCGCGGUUGAGGACGAAGAAACGAGGAGGGCACCGUCCGAUGCGCGGAGGGUGGCCGAAGCCAGCCCUCGAGGAGGAUAGGAGCGACAUAACCUGCCGGCAGCGAGGCGGGGUGCACGAGAGGAGAUUCGAGACUUGUAAGCGCCCGGCAGACACAAUGGCCCCCAAAACCCCGAGGAUACGCUAGGAUUAAACGACCGCCACCGUCGCGAUGAUGGCAGCAUUGGAGUCGCCAAUAAUGAACAGGAUGGACGAUAAGUUUGGGUUACAGAACGGCGUGUCGUGCCAGGACUCGAGCGCACCCCCUGACGAGGACGUCCUCGGCUCGUCAAUCGACUGUUCGGUUAAGCUGCAGCAGAGAUCCGCGAUGGCCGAGGCCGAGGAUCCGAACGGCACGAUCAGCGGCGACUCUAACUGCACGAUAAACAGCGAGUGCGACAUCACGGUUAUUCACGUCCCCGUGACUAGUGACACCGGCGAGCGCAUCGCCAAGGAAGCCGAAGACGACAAUGGCAGCGGCAGGGGAGGCGGUGGCGGACUCGAGGGCAAGGACUGUAAGGACGGUAGCGAUAGCGGCGUCGAGGGAUGUGCAACCGAGUUGCCGAGGGUGCAAAGCCGCAACAGCGUGGACUACGCGAGCAGCUGCAACGGCCUGGACGAAGCUUCGUGCGACUCGAGCCUCGUCAGCUGCUGCUCCGUAUACGAGGAUCCCUGUGCCAUCUUGCCGGAGGACACGCGGCUGGGCCCCGGUUCCGGGGGCUUGGGUGGGCCGCCUGGGGGUGGCGAGGGUACCAGCGAGGGCGGCAGCGAGAGUUCGUCGAUCGCCGGCAGCGUAUCCGCCCGCGUGCAAAAGCGACAGAAUCCAGCCGGCGCCCAGCCCAAGAAGAAGAUCGGCGCCCACGGCUUGACGGACGCGCAGAAGAGCACCGGGCAGCGGACGAGUAGGGGCACGACUCCGUCGAGCGUCGGCGCCACGGUUAACGGCACGACGUCGACGGGCGCGAGAGCCAAGCCCCGUCCAACCCUCCAGCGCAACGUUCCCGCCAAGGGGCAAACCGGCUGCAGGGAGAGCAGCAGAGGCCGCUCGCGUGACAAGUCCCUGGCGAAGGAGCCCAGAGAUUGCUCGGGCCCCGCCCCCGGCAGCAGCAGGGGCCCAUCCGCUGCGAGGCUCGCCAACACCCCCGCAGGUAGCACUGUCGCAUCGAGGGCGAGAGCGAGACCGGACUCUCUUCCCUCCGCGCUCACCACCGAGAUCAACAAGGACCUGGCCCAACGUGGGAAGGCUGCUGGUACGACACGAGCAAGAGGCGGUGGGACAACACGACCGGGCACGAGCACGAGCACGAGCACGAGUCGUACCCCGGGUUCGACACCUUCGGAAGAUGGCCGGAAGGCGCUGUCGAGCGCUGGGCGCAGUGCGAGUCUCUACGCGAGCCGUGUUGACCCGCGCGCCUCUCGCCUUCUCGACAAGAUGUGCUCGAGCGCCGACGGGAGCAAGACCAUCGAUGCGUACGUGACGCUGCCGCGAACCGCCAGGCACGGCAGGUUCGCCGCACCCAAGACGACCGAGAAGCCGCCCGUAGCAUGCCGCAGCCGUUCCGGAAGCAGGGACGCGAGCCUCAACAGGAUCCUCGGCAGGAAAGCCCCGAACAGCAAGGAGGCCGGCGCGCACAAAGGCCUGCCCCCCUACCCCAAGCACAAGGCCACCGAGAAAACGCGCAUUUAUCACGAGACGAGCGUGCAGACUGGCUUGACGAGUAAAGAUAUUGACAAUUGUUUGGCGGGAAUAGCUACUAUCGUACCGAAUCCAGAGAGUGUGGAGAAGUUGGAAAAAGACAGCCAGACGGAGGGUAGUUGGGAUGAUUUGCAACUGGUGAAGGGAGACUUAAAGAAGGCUAUAAGUGAGUGUGACGAGAGAACAAAGGACAACGAAAAAUUGAAAAUAGAAGUUGAAGAGCUAAAGAAGAAACUCGCAGAAGUACAAGCGGAUCAUGUAUUUGCAAGACAGGAAUUGGACAGAAAUGCCCAGAGAGUAUUGGCAAUGCUUGGGACGCCACAAUCUGAGCAUGCAGAGGGAAGCGAUAGUUUUUUAGAGUUGGAAUCUCAUUUCCAAUCGUCAGGACAAGUUGUUGCUAACCAACAAAUCGAAAUAGCUGAUCUCCAGUCACUUUGUAGAAUGCUGAGCAGGGAUUUAGAGAAAAGUUUAGCUGCUCAGAAGGCGUUGCUUCAACAGCAGCAAGAGCUCGAGGCCGAAUCUAUGGAAAUGCAGGAUUUCCUGCAAGAGGAAAAGACUACGUUAGAGAUCGCCUUAAAAGAAGCUGAAAUUGAAUUGAAGAAGAAGGACGAGAAUGGCAAGCAAUUAUCAUCAGAAUUGGAAAGACAAACGGAGGAGUGUAAGCAUCUUGUUAGAAUCAGUGAACAAAGAAGGCAAGAAAAUCUCUCGCUAAGCAUGAAGUUAAAUGCAGUUGAAAGAAGAAGCAAGGAGCUUUUGCUUGCACAAGGAGCAGCAUCCUCGGGAGCGUCGGUAGCACUUUCAGGACUGGGAAACCGAUUGGAAGGACUUAUCGAUCAACUGAUUAUGUCUUAUAAUAUUUCAGAAAAAGAUUUCGAGGAUGUAGUUUACCAUAACGAAGCUUAUAGUCGGAGUAACAGUAGUGUCGAAUCAAGUCCUGUCAGUUCAAAGCACAGCUUGAAAGACUGCACACCGAGCCCUAAACGAGGUUCUUUCGUUUCCGCCGUUAUGAAUGCCGCGAAUCAUCCAUUUACGACAAAAACGAACGAAAACAAGUUCAACGACUCCUCUAAAACAAUACGAAAAGACUUAAGCACAGAAUCAUCAUCGGAUCUACUUGACUUUGAAACCGAACCUUGUCUAAUGAUGGAAAGUGUUUUGGAAGAUGUUCCUUUACCAGACACCUAUUCACAUAAUAUGGUAUCUAGUUGUGAUUCACUUAGACGAGUUUUAAGUAUGUCUGAGACUGUUGAUGAGCAUAAUUUCAAAAAUAUGAAGAUGAACGGAGAAUCGAGUAGCCUAACGAAUUUAACUCAAGCAAUACUGCACAGGCGUAAAGUUGAAGACGAAGAAGAGGAGAACUGUGAAUCAAUCAGUGAAUCAGAUACUGGUCCGUCCGAAGGUCUGCUACCAUUGAGUGAUUAUUGCCAAGCUGCUAGUCUUGUUGAUCAAGUGAUUGACGUUGACAAUCUUGUCACUAAGCUUUUGAAAGUUUUACGUAUUAUACAACUUGAUAAUGACACGUGCAUUCAAGAAUUGAAAGACGAUAAAUUGGAAUUGGAAACUAGAUUAGACAUAUUCUUAGCCGAACGGAAAACUGUAGAAAAUUCACAAGAUUUCGAAACGAAACUUUCGAGUAACGGUGUAAAUGAUGAAACAAGUAGAAUGGAAAACUUUAAACAUGUGAUAAAAGGGAUGAAUGAUGCGAAGGAAUUAAUAAUCGACGCUCACGUGGAACGGAACAAAUGCAUUUUAGGUGAAUUCAAAGAUGACGAACAAAACGCAAAUGCUGCUAUCCUGCUCUCUUAAAGAAAAAA